Sesamum indicum (sesame) is the source of this 1471-nucleotide messenger RNA. RefSeq names its product polyadenylate-binding protein RBP47. Lineage: Eukaryota; Viridiplantae; Streptophyta; Magnoliopsida; Lamiales; Pedaliaceae. The record is from RefSeq and is a predicted model, not a curated record. Gene Ontology annotation, cellular component: cytosol. Gene Ontology annotation, molecular function: mRNA binding.
UCAAGAAACUCAGAUUUCCCCUAUACAUACAACUCCCCCAUAUCUAUAACAUCUCUGUAGAAUUUGAUAAUAAUAUUAUUAUUUCAGAUGCAAGCAAAUAAAGGUUCUGAAUCUCAGCCGAGUAAUCAUAAUCCUAAGGAGAACAGUAAUAAUGAGGUGGUGGCGCCACCGCCGGCAACGGCCGCUGUGCAGGGGCAACGGUGGAUGGCGAUGCAGUACCCGGCCGCCGCAAUGGUAAUGCAGCACGGCAUGAUGGCGGCGCCGCAGUACGUGCCCUACCACCCCCAUAAUCCUCACCAGUACCGGUACCAUCCGCCGCCUCCACAGCAGAGCAAGAAGAGCAAUGUGGGAGGAUCCAACGGCGAGAACCGCACGAUCUGGGUCGGUGACCUCCGUAAUUGGAUGGACGAGGAUUAUCUCCGCAGCUGCUUUGCUUCCACCGGAGAGGUUUCCUCCAUAAAGGUUAUUCGCAAUAAGCAGACAGGGUUUUCCGAAGGAUAUGGAUUUGUGGAGUUCUUAACACAUGCUGCUGCUGAGAAAGUUUUGCAAUCUUAUUCUUGCAUUGCUAUGCCUAACACUGUUCAGCUUUUCCGGUUGAAUUGGGCUACGUUUAGCAUGGGGGAUAAACGUUCAAAUACCGGUUCUGAUCUUUCUAUCUUUGUAGGAGAUUUAGCUGCAGAUGUCACUGAUAUCUUGCUGCAUCAAACGUUUGCUAGUAAAUACCCCUCUGUUAAAGCUGCUAAAGUUGUCAUUGAUGCCAAUACCGGCCGUUCAAAAGGCUACGGUUUUGUUAGGUUUGAAGAUGACAAUGAAAGAUCACAGGCUAUGGCUGAAAUGAAUGGUGUCUACUGCUCAAGUCGGCCUAUGCGCAUUGGUGCAGCAACGCCAAGAAAGUUGUCUGGUUAUCAGCAACAAUACUCAUCACCAGGUGGCCGGUAUUCAAACAACGUCUCCAGCCAGGGUUCGUGGUUAGAUGGAGAUUCAUUAAACACGACAAUUUUCGUUGGAGGACUUGACCCUAAUGUGACGGAUGAAGAUCUCAGGCAGCCUUUCUCCCAAUAUGGUGAAAUACUAUCUGUCAAAAUACCAGUUGGGAAAGGAUGCGGCUUUGUUCAAUUUGCCAACAGAAACAACGCUGAGGCGGCAUUGCAGCGGUUGAGUGGUACAACAAUUGGAAAGCAAAUCGUGCGCCUUUCUUGGGGACGUAGUCUAGCAAACAAGCAGUUAAGGGCUGAUUACGGGCAUCAGUGGUCCGGUGCAUACUAUGGUGGGACGUUCUUUGAUGGCUAUGGAUAUGCUCUACCGCCCCUUCACAGUCCAAACAUGUAUCCUGCUGCAUAUGGGGCUUAUUCCAUCUACAGUACGCACCAACAACAAGUGAGCUGAACGCGACGGCCCAAGAAAACAGAAACGUUCGCAAGUAGUAAUUUUGUUCCAAUUAAUAUUAUAAGACAUAAGUAUUUUUAUUCAU